AUGUCUCUUUUUUUGUUCUCUUCAACAGAUAAAAACGACUGCAACCCUCAUCCCUGUUACAAUGGCGGUAUCUGUGUGGACGGAGUCAACUGGUUUCGGUGUGAGUGCGCUCCCGGUUUUGCUGGACCGGACUGCCGAAUCAACAUAAACGAGUGCCAGUCUUCACCGUGUGCCUAUGGUGCCACCUGUGUGGACGAGAUCAACGGCUUCCGCUGUAUCUGUCCGCUCGGUAGAGCAGGAGUCCGAUGCCAAGAGUUUAUAGGUAUUGGGAAGACUUGCCGCUAUGCUGGGCUGCAGUUUCCCCACGGCAGCCGCUGGGAGGAAGAGUGCAACAGCUGCCAUUGCAUCAAUGGCAAAGUGGAGUGUACAAAGGUGCUGUGUGGUCGUCGUCCCUGCCGCCUUCAGUCUUCAGGCCAGGACCAGAAACAGCAGUCCUGCCCGGGUGGACGGGAGUGUCUGGAGCACAGCUACCUCACGUGCUUCUCCCCACCCUGCCACCAGUGGGGAGUUUGCUCCAUGGCUGGACCAUCACCUCCACAAGCAACCACCAAGUGCCAGCCAAACACCAGGCAUUUGGACAACAGCUGUGGCCGCAUCACACUUGUUUUCAACAGAGACAAAGUACCAACAGGAACAACAGUGGAGAACAUCUGCUACGAGCUGAGGUAUCUUCCUGACACCCGAAGCUUGGCUAAAGAUCACGCCCUUCUCCUGCUGUGUGACCUCUCUCAAUCGAAUCCGGAUGCUGUCGAGGUGGCCAUAUCUUUCCAGCCGGAGGAUCUACCAGACCACAGUCUGAUCCAGGAGGCAGCCAGCGCCAUAGUGGGCACCUUGUCCAAGCGGCACAACAGCACUGUAAUGCUGGCGGUCAUCGAGGUCAAAGUGGAAACACAGGUCAUGACCCCCUCAGUGGAUUACCUGGUGCCUCUCCUGUGCGUGAUCCUCGGCUCGCUCUGCCUCUUCUGCAUCAUUGUAUGUGUUUGGUGGACACGUAAACGGAGAAAAGAGCGCGAGAGAAACGCUCGCUCAUCCACCACCGACAGCGUGAACAACCAGUGGCAGCCACUUCGGCUUGUUGUGGGACGUCCACAGCAGCAGCAGCAGCAGCUGAAAGAGAGCAACAGGGACGCCGAGCAGGAGCGCAAAAAGCUCAUGGGCCCCUCCUAUCGGACGUGUGAUGAGGGAGAGGAGGAGGAGGAAACGGAAGGCGAGCUUGAGCUCGAGGGGGAGUGUGGAGGAGCAGAGGCGGGAAAGCAGCCGGUUUAUAAGUACUCUAAGACUGCAGUGCAGUCCAGUGGGGGAGUGAUCUGUACCAUGCACAGCUCCAGCUCACCCCUCAAAGCGCCCCACCGGACCCCAGGCUACAGCCCCAAAGACAACCGCUGGAAAAAUGUCAGUGCCGCCUUGACUGGUCAAAAAGACCUCAGAGACCAUUGUGUAUAA
Messenger RNA from Plectropomus leopardus (leopard coralgrouper), 1443 nucleotides. The record is from RefSeq and is a predicted model, not a curated record. NCBI's taxonomy places the organism in Eukaryota, Metazoa, Chordata, Actinopteri, Perciformes, Serranidae.